Molecule: messenger RNA, 987 nt
Organism: Alternaria burnsii
Lineage: Eukaryota; Fungi; Ascomycota; Dothideomycetes; Pleosporales; Pleosporaceae
Product: nad-binding protein
Exons: 1
Coding region: 1-987 (328 amino acids)
Source: RefSeq, a predicted model, not a curated record
AUGCCGAACAACAUCCUCAUCACCGGCGGCGCAGGCUUCCUGGGCCCCAUGCUUGCCGCCAAGUUGGCACAAGAUUCCUCUAACAACAUCGUCCUGACCGAUCUCCAAACACCCCAGAGGCCAGUCGGGAUCUCAUCUUCGGCAUCCAACCUGGAGCUCACAGCUGCGGAUCUCACCUCACAAGCAGACAUCACCAAACUCCUUUCUAUGCGCCCACAAUGGUCGGCCAUCUUCCUAUUUCACGGGAUAAUGUCGGUCGGCUGCGAAGAGAACCCUGCACUCUCUACCAAAGUCAACCUAGGCGCCACGCUCUCUGUUCUCACGUCCAUCUCACAACUCCAACAAGCCUCCAAGCCCCGCAUUGUCUAUGCUUCGACCCAGGCUGUUUACGGACCACCUUAUACGGCAUCGGGUCCGAUUACAGACGAUACUCCCGCAACACCAAUAGGAGUCUAUGGCACCCACAAAGCCAUUAUGGAGUGCCACAUUAAUGAUCUUAACCGCCGUGGACUAAUCGAUGCCUUCGCCGUGCGUCUACCAACCGUGGUUGUGCGCCCGGGUGCGCCUUCGCGAUCAGCUGCAGCAUUUUUGAGCGGUAUGAUUCGAGAGCCCAUGGCCGGGCUUGAAUGUAUUGUACCCAUCAGCGACCGUUCGGCGCGCCAGAUGAUAUGUUCGCCUCGCGUCAUGAUUGAGAAUUUUGUGCGCGUAAUGAAGGCUCCCGCGGAUGCUAUGCCGGCGCAUAUACGCGCAGUGUACAUGCCGGGGAUAAGUGUCACGCUUGGAGAGAUGUACGCAGCGUUCGAGGCAGUAUGCGGGAAGGAUAGACUUGGGCUGUUGAGGGAGGAAAUGGAUGAAGAAGCAAAGAGGUUGCUGGACAGUUGGCCGCAGACGGCGAAGUUCGGAAAUGCAACAAGGAUGGGACUGUUGUUUGACGAAAGUUGCGAGCAAAUCUAUAGAGAGUAUGCCGACAGCUUAAAGGCAAAUUAG